Molecule: messenger RNA, 850 nt
Organism: Hydra vulgaris (swiftwater hydra)
Lineage: Eukaryota; Metazoa; Cnidaria; Hydrozoa; Anthoathecata; Hydridae
Source: RefSeq, a predicted model, not a curated record
AGAAGGACGUUUAUAACAAAAUUAUAGAAUAACGAUUGGUAGAUAUUGAAAAGUUCGACGGAAACUGAUCUAUAUUUUUUCAUUAAAUUUGAUCGCUCCACUCUUUUUUCCUUUUUUUUGUUAAUUAGAUAGAUAAUUUGUGGUUCUUACAAAUUUGUGGUUCUUACAAAUAUUGUCGGCCGAAUGAACGAAAUAUCUGUUUUUGUGUUCCAGAUGUUGUGAAACAUUUAUUUGCCUUAAGUUCAUGUAUACAAGAAAAUAUAGAAUAACCACAAGUAAUGGGAUGCGGAUCAAGCUCUGUUAAGCCAUCCAGUGUUGUUCCUCAAAUACAAAUAAAUGGAAACAAGACAAAGAGUCAAAUACGAGGUGAUCGCGUGUCAAUGAUUGAUGCUCGUCAUAAGCGUGAAGAGGACAGUAAAGCAAGACUAUCAAAAUUAAAUGAACAAUUUUCGCAUGAAGUUGAUAAAGUUGCGCAAAGUAAAUAUAGAGUUAGUUCCUCUUCGUCUGGAAGAAAUUUCAGCUCCUCAAACGAUAUUGGCAAGUCGAAUGAACUUAAAUAUAAAACUGAAUCAAACAACACCGAUGGAGAAGACCAGAAACGUGAGGUACUAUCAGAAAUAUAUUUGAAAAAUCAAGCAGAUGCUAUUGUCAAAGACGUCAUUACAAAAGCCAAAAUAAAAUACAAUGAAGAACUAAAAAGUUCAAGAAACAACCCCCUCAUAAAUAUAUCUCCGGCAACAACAACGGAAGCUUCAAACUCCAUAGAAUGACACUCGUAGCCUUUUUAAAAUUGAAACGUUUGAAAACUGUUAGUUUUUUUUAAACAUAGGUUUGAAUUUUUUGUUAGUUA